Molecule: messenger RNA, 1842 nt
Organism: Priapulus caudatus
Lineage: Eukaryota; Metazoa; Priapulida; Priapulimorpha; Priapulimorphida; Priapulidae
Exons: 8
Coding region: 1-933 (310 amino acids)
Molecular function (GO): protein binding
Source: RefSeq, a predicted model, not a curated record
AUGCGGCCAGAGCAGCCGUCGCUGCCCGGUCAGAAGACGCACGGACCGCGCGGAGAGGCGCUGCUGAUUCGACCGUCUAGGCCCGGCCAGCCCAUCUCUCGAUCGCAGCCCAACAUGGACGUGAUCAGCGGGGAUCCGUGUCAAGGCAUGUCGUCGCUGGACUGCGCAGUGUCGCCAGAGUUCAUGCAGCUUUACUAUAGCACGACGGACGACAACAGCACGACGAGUAACUACAUGUCCGGCAGCGGCGAGUCGGACGAGGUUGACGAUCUACGCAAGCAGAUACACAGCAUGGAGCUGAUGUAUGGAGACCUGCUGAAGAGCUUAGGUGUAAAGAACGAGACAUUAGAUGCGGUAGAGAAGAAUGGCAAAGGAGGAAAAGGAGAGGACAAGAAAGUUCGCCGUGCCCAGUCUAUUGUGCUGCAGAGUCAGCGCUCACGUGACAUCAAGGCCGUCAACCGUCGCUUCUCGCGGCUGGAGUCACACGUCGUCACGCUGGCUCGCAGUGUCGCGCACCUGUCGUCGGAGAUGCGCUCGCAGAACCUAAUGUUCCAGGAGGUGGAGCACAUGAAGCGACAGAUCGACGAGCUGAGGGUGUCCCGCCUGCCCGGCCUCGCGCCGAGCCGCCACCAGGAGCUUGAGCGGUUCCGACAGAUUCUGCCGGGCCUCACCAACCCCUACCGCAUCACGAAGCUAUCGAAAUUCUUUGGAGAAAAGCCACCGCUUAUACAACUAUUUCUGAAGAAAUUAGGAUACGAGAGGUACAUCCCCAACUUUGAACGAGAGAAUAUAUCGAUGCUAGAACUACCCUAUCUCGACGAGCACCGGUUGGAGCGCAUGUCGAUACCGAUGGGGCCGCGUCUCCGCAUUCUACAAGAGGCACAGAAGGCCUUCCAGCACGAGAAUUUCCCCUCGCAGAUCUACAUCGUAUGAGAUGCCUGCCUCGGUAAACCACACGGUGGCGCCAUCGGGUGGCGGAUUACGCGAAAUUCUGUCUAUUUCGCGAUGCCAACGCGCGUUGUAGUUUUGCUCUCAGGACGUUUAUGUUCGACUUACUAAUAUGUUUAUGAUCGUGAAAACGGCGCGCGUUUAGGCUGUGAAGCAGUGCUAAUCUGGCAGAGUUAUUGCCUGCAAUAUCCACUAUUCAUAGUGACAUAAUGAUUGAAUACAGACAAGUCACUCGUGGUGACAUGAUCAUGAGAGUCAGGCAUAAUAAUAACUACAGUACAAGCACCUUACAAGUGAAGCAGUAAUGUGGAGCACUUCCUAGAAUUAGCAUCUUUAUGAGGUAAUUAAUAUAACAACGUUAUAAUUAUAUCUGAUAGCUAUAGUUGUGCAUUUCUAAUGGCAAAGAACGUUUUUCUACUUCAACUCAAACUGACAGAUAUCUAUGUCAAGUAGUUCAUACAAGACAGAAGCCGUGUACAUAAUGCUAUUUACAUGCCUAUAUGAAUACAAAGGGUUGUAUAUAUGUUCAUAUUAAUUAUAACCUGUACAUACCACUGUCACCACGUUAUGGUUCUAUGUGUUUUCAGCUGUUUCUAAUACAAACUGUUUGCAUGUAGCGUGUAAGGAAUUUUAUUAUUUAAUUUUGUUGUCGGGAGAUUUUGUACCUAUAUAUUUAAUGUAUUAAUAGGCACGUAGUCUUUUAUCUAUCUUCUAUGUAUAUUCUAUAUAUAUUCUACAUAUAUUCUAUAUAUUGCACAUUGAUUACUUAUAUUAUUAAACACGAAAUUCAUAUUAACCUAUUAAAAUGCGUCUGGAGUCUUUGCGUGAAAUAUUGUGGGUGCAUAUAAUUAUGUUCUUGUCUUUUCACUAUAAAUAAACAUUAUUUUAGUACAA